Molecule: messenger RNA, 753 nt
Organism: Arvicola amphibius (Eurasian water vole)
Lineage: Eukaryota; Metazoa; Chordata; Mammalia; Rodentia; Cricetidae
Gene: Cimip6
Product: chromosome 1 C2orf73 homolog
Exons: 5
Coding region: 1-753 (250 amino acids)
Source: RefSeq, a predicted model, not a curated record
AUGUCAGAGGAUGGAGUCACAGUGAAAGUGGAGGCACUCCAUGGGGAAAGAGCACAGAAUGCCACACCAUCCCCAGACAGAGGUGGACAGCAUAAACUAGAAGAUGCUGGUAUAGCAGACAUAACUGAAAAAAAACAAGAAAUCAAACCUGGAAAAAGCACACAACACUCAAAACCGUGUGUGGACAGAAGACGUGUCAGCUAUGCUAAAUUCAUUAACACGAAUGCAAGGACUUACAAUGAGCCAGUUCCCUACAUUGACAGUAAAGGGCCGGCAAAGCAGAGAAAAUGGUGGUUCCACAGCGAAGUGAAAGAACCUGUCUCCCAGCCGCCUUACGACACCAAGAGCACCCAGAGAAGUGAUUUUCAAAUGCCAGCUUGCCAGCUGGUUUUGCCGGUCAGACACAGCAGGAUGCGAAAGCCUUCUUGUGGAAUAGUUCCGCUUACGUGCCUGGAUUCGUCAGGAGAACAGGAAAACAAUUUCAUAGAAUACAUUUCCUUUAUACAUCAAUAUGAUUCCAGGAAAAGUCCCAAUGAGCCCAUCCGGGGAAAGAGACACGGAACCUUUGUGCAGAGAGAGAUAAAGCCACGGGCUCUGCCGAUAGUUCCCAAGGGACCAGAGGUAUUACGGAACGCUCUAGGGUCAUGUUCAUCACAACAGCCCCCUAAACCAGAUAAAGGAAACUCAUCAGGAGACAGAAUGACCUCGCCAGGCCCACACCGGCAAAAUUCCCAAGAACUGCUGCAGACUUAG